Molecule: messenger RNA, 1983 nt
Organism: Cuculus canorus (common cuckoo)
Lineage: Eukaryota; Metazoa; Chordata; Aves; Cuculiformes; Cuculidae
Gene: CHRND
Product: cholinergic receptor nicotinic delta subunit
Exons: 12
Coding region: 296-1921 (541 amino acids)
Biological process (GO): chemical synaptic transmission; monoatomic ion transmembrane transport; regulation of membrane potential
Cellular component (GO): postsynaptic membrane; synapse; neuron projection
Molecular function (GO): acetylcholine-gated monoatomic cation-selective channel activity; transmembrane signaling receptor activity
Source: RefSeq, a predicted model, not a curated record
UUCCAAUCCCUCCUGCUUGUGUGGAGCUGGCCGUCCCUGAGCAGCAUCGCUGGGGCUGUUGAGCAGUGGGGAAAGGACCGCUCCUCCCAGUGCCCAGCACUGCCCAUGCUGGGGUGCCCAGGCGCAGGGUGAUGGGCUGAUACCUGUGGGGCUGGCGAGGUCAGCUGUGCCUGCCUGUCUCCCCCCCUCCGGGUGCAGGAGUGCCGGAAGAGAGGGUGGGAGCUGGUAUCUGGUGCAGGCACCCUUCCCCCUCAGCACCUGGCACCAUCCAUCUCCCUGUCCGGCCAGCGGCCGGAUGUCCGCUCGGCCAGGCCAGGCAGGGAGACAGCCAGGACCUGGCACGGCACGAGGGCACCACAGGCACCGCAUGGGGGAUCUGCCAGGGUGGCUGUCCCUGCUCGGGGCACUGGUGAUGUCGGGCGGGCUCUGCAUGAACCAGGAGGAGAGGCUCAUCAACUACCUCUUUGAGGAGGGUGGCUAUGACAAGGAUGUGCGCCCUGUCAUCUCCAACGACGAGGUUGUGGAUGUCUACUUGGCCCUCACCCUCUCCAACCUCAUCUCAUUGAAAGAGGUGGACGAGACGCUCACCACCAAUGUAUGGCUUGAGCAUGCCUGGACCGAUUACCGCCUGCAGUGGAACAAGUCUGAGUUUGGGGACAUUGAGGUGCUCCGCCUGCCAUCAGACAUGGUGUGGCUCCCUGAGAUAGUCCUGGAGAACAACAAUGAUGGGCUCUUCGAGGUCGCCUACUACUGCAACGUCCUUGUCCAAAACACGGGCUAUGUCUCCUGGCUACCACCCGCCAUCUUCCGCAGUGCCUGUCCUGUCAACGUUGACUUCUUCCCCUUCGACUGGCAGAACUGCACCCUCAAGUUCAGCUCAUUGGCAUACAGCGCCCUGGAGAUCAACAUGCACUUGAAGAAAGAGAAUGACCCAGAGGUGGGCAAAGAUUACCCAGUGGAGUGGAUCAUCAUUGACCCUGAAGGCUUCACAGAGAAUGGGGAAUGGGAAAUCAUCCACCGCCCAGCCCGCAAGAACGUCUAUCUCGAUAAGCCCCUUGACACAAGCGAGCACCAGGACAUCACCUUCUACCUCAUCAUCAAGCGCAAGCCGCUCUUCUACGUCAUCAACAUCGUCACACCCUGUAUCCUCAUUGCCUUCAUGGCCAUCCUUGUCUUCUACCUGCCCGCUGACAGUGGUGAGAAGAUGACUCUGGUGAUCUCAGUGCUCCUUGCCCAGUCCGUUUUCCUCCUGCUCAUCUCCCAGCGCCUGCCUGCCACCUCCCAUGCCAUCCCGCUCAUUGGCAAGUACCUGCUAUUCAUCAUGCUGCUGGUGACAGCUGUGGUGGUGAUCUGCGUUGUCGUCCUCAACUUCCAUUUCCGUACCCCCAGCACUCAUGUCAUGUCUGACUGGGUCAAAGAGGUUUUCCUGGAGAGCUUGCCCCGCCUGCUGGGUAUGUCGCAGCCAGCUGAGGGCCCGGUGAGUGCCCCAUGCAUCCGACGCUGCAGCUCGGCCGGCUACAUUGCCAAGGCAGAAGAGUACUUCAGCAUCAAGUCCCGGAGCGAGCUCAUGUUCGAGAAGCAGUCAGAGCGGCAUGGGCUGGCCAGCCGAGUCACCGCCCGUUUGGCACCACCGGGCACAGAUGCAGGUGAGGAACAGCUCUACGAGCACAUGAAACCCAUCGUCGAUGACGCCAACUUCAUUGUCAAGCACAUGCGGGAGAAAAACAGUUACAAUGAGGGGAAGGACAACUGGAACCACGUGGCCCGAACACUGGACCGCCUCUGCCUCUUUCUCGUCACCCCCACACUGGUGGUGGCUACCCUGUGGAUCUUCCUCAUGGGCAUCUACAACCAUCCACCACCACUGCCCUUCGCUGGAGACCUCUAUGACUACCAGGAAGAGAACAAGCGCUUCAUCUAGGGUCCAGGGCUGGGCUGGGCUGGUUGUGUGCAUGUGCCAGCUUCCUGCUCCUCCCUGCUCAC